Molecule: messenger RNA, 771 nt
Organism: Daldinia loculata
Lineage: Eukaryota; Fungi; Ascomycota; Sordariomycetes; Xylariales; Hypoxylaceae
Product: histidine phosphatase superfamily
Exons: 1
Coding region: 1-771 (256 amino acids)
Cellular component (GO): cytoplasm
Molecular function (GO): phosphatase activity
Source: RefSeq, a predicted model, not a curated record
AUGUCUGUAACAAUUCAUAUAGUUCGCCACGCCCAAGGCCCUCAUAAUGUUUCGCACGAUGCUCUCAUGAUGCGCGACCCCUUUCUCACCGCAGAAGGGCUGCAGCAAUGUGCACGUGUACAACAAACAUUUCCUUUCACCAUUGACGCUAUCAUUUCAUCGCCGCAAAGACGAGCGAUUCAAACUGCUUUAAUUUGUUUUGGACAAUUCGUUGCUGGUGGAAUACAAGUUGAUUUGCAUGCGGAUCUACAAGAGACUGGUAGCAUUCCGUGCAAUGUCGGAGUGGAUGUUCCAACACUUGAAAAGGAGUUUGGAGGCACGAUUAAUACAGAUAACCUUGACGAUAAUUGGCACCGAACAGGACUGUAUUCAGAUCCAACGCAGCUUAGAGCGCGCGCGAUGCGAGUGAGAAGGGACAUUCGAGAAUAUGCCGUGUCCAUGCUCGAGGGCAUAAAGAAUCAACCUCGUAACCAAGACAUGCACCUUGCUGUUGUUUCCCACUCAAUAUUUAUACCAUUUUUAACUGGCGACUUCUCCGGUGGAGUUAAUUACUUCAGAAAUGCGGAAUGGAGAUCGUAUACGUUCAGGGAUUUAAGAGGAACUGACGAAAAUGCUGCGCUUGUAGAAACUGAUCAAAGCCUCCUACGGCGCAGAGGUACGAGGCCGUCGGCGAGCCAGAAUGCCGCAGGCCAGGCUAGCAUAUCAACCCACGUACGCAAUGAGGGUAGGCAAGGACCAAACCUGUCAACACCGACUCCUAAAGUACUAUAA